AGAGGCAGUCUGGGAGAAUACUGUAGUACACUAUUCAAACCAGCGAGGCACGUUUAAUAACAGGAACUACGGCUAUAUAGAUUUUCAACAAGGAAAACUGGCCUAACAGGAGUUGCUGGGUUUGUUUUGCUACUGAUGAGGAUGACAGAACAGCAGAAUGGGUGAGACCAUGUAGAUGUAGAGGCUCUACAAAAUGGGUUCACCAAACAUGUCUGCAGCGUUGGGUGGAUGAAAAACAAAGAGGAAACAGUACAGCUCGAGUUGCCUGUCCACAGUGCAAUGCAGAAUACUUGAUAGUAUUUCCAAAGUUAGGUCCAGUUGUUUAUGUCUUGGACUUAGCAGAUCGUCUUAUCUCAAAAGCCUGUCCAUUUGCUGCAGCUGGAAUAAUGGUGGGCUCUAUCUACUGGACAGCUGUCACCUAUGGAGCUGUAACAGUGAUGCAGGUCGUAGGUCAUAAAGAAGGCCUUGAUGUCAUGGAGAGAGCAGAUCCAUUAUUUCUUUUGAUUGGACUUCCCACCAUCCCAGUUAUGCUUAUAUUGGGAAAGAUGAUCCGUUGGGAAGACUAUGUGCUUAGAUUGUGGCGAAAGUACUCUAACAAACUGCAGAUACUGAACAGCAUAUUUCCAGGGAUUGGAUGUCCUGUUCCUCGUAUUCCAGCUGAGGCAAACCCUUUAGCAGAUCAUGUCUCUGCGACUCGUAUCCUAUGUGGAGCUCUUGUCUUUCCCACAAUCGCCACAAUAGUGGGAAAAUUGAUGUUCAGCAGUGUUAAUUCUAAUCUUCAAAGAACAAUUUUGGGUGGAAUUGCUUUUGUUGCUAUAAAAGGAGCUUUCAAAGUCUACUUCAAACAGCAGCAAUAUUUGCGACAAGCUCAUCGGAAAAUUUUAAACUACCCUGAGCAAGAAGGGGCAUAAAUGGCUACAGUAUGCCUGACAGACUCUUACAAUCUCAUUUCCUAUAUUCUGUGACAAUUCUAUUAGUUAGCUACAGGAGCCGAGAUUGGAUGAAAUGCUGCUGCAUUUCGUAUCUCUCCCCUUUCCACAUAGACUAAUAAAAGACUGUAUAAUGUCAAGGUGAAUUCUACUUAGUUGUUAAGCUUAAGAAUGUAAUUUUAUUUCAUCAAUGUGUUUUUCUUUGUGGCAGGAGACAUCUGAAUCCAUUUCUUGUGGGGAUAUAUUGCCUUUUGGGGUUUUUCUGAAACAGCCAAACACUUACGAAGUUAAUAAAUUAUGUGCAGACUAUAUUGAAAUAUCUUUUGUAUGCUCAUUGCAGUAAAUUCAUAAUUCUUUGCUAGUCAACAACUACCUGUCGAAAUAACCGACAUUUCUAGAAUGUUAAAAACUGAACAUAUGCCUGUUCUUAAUAAUCACUUGGUAUAUUAACAUAACAUUUUUUUAUUUAAAAGUUUCAUCUGAUGGUUUACCUUUAGUCCUUGCAUUGUAAGUUGUACUACAUAUAAUUGAGUCUCAUUUGCCUGCUGUGAAAUGAAAAAAGUGAAUCACAAUCUGCUUGUAACCAAGUUGCAAUAUUGAAGUUAUUGUUUUGUACCAAUGUACUAUGGAAUCUCAGUCAAAUGAUGGAUAUUAUUAGUUCAAGAUAAAUAUAAAAGUAAGAUUCAAAACCAGGACUGAUAACAUGCAGCUAUAUGUAGAAGUAUUCUGCCUAUACUUCCAAAAGUAUUCAGGAAACUAUAAACAUAAUACAAAUUGUAUUUACUAGUAGGGCUUUUUUAAAUAGAAAUUGUUUUAAUAUUUUACUCCUAUGACAUCUGGCACUUUACUGGUUUUGUUUUGAGAAUACAAUUUCUAAGUGUCUUUGAUUUUGAUGGAACCUCCCAGCAAAUACUUGUAGUAGUGGUCCUAAUUCUACAUACAGACAUAGAGAAACCCUUUUCUAGUAAACAGAAUGGGUUUCUUAUAACAUAAAGAGUUGAGAUUUAGGAAUGGUACUUGAGCUAUCUUUUUCUCAACAAAAGAAAUAAGC
Notechis scutatus (mainland tiger snake) is the source of this 1980-nucleotide messenger RNA. NCBI's taxonomy places the organism in Eukaryota, Metazoa, Chordata, Lepidosauria, Squamata, Elapidae. The record is from RefSeq and is a predicted model, not a curated record.